GCCUUCGUACAGAGCGGGUCUGCCACGCAGGCUGCCCCCGAGAGAAGCAGCGUGCAGCUGCGCGGCCGAGUAGCGGCCCAGACAAGUGCAACAGGAAGCAGUUCCGCAAGCUUUGUUGGCUACUCGGCAGCUGCUACCGCAUCAGCUCUUCUUGCCUCGCAGCUUCGUGGCAAGGCCGAAGCGAGCCAGAGCCGCAAGUCCCAGGUGGUCGUUAGCGCCUUUGAGAACGAGCUCGGCGUGCAGGCCCCUUUCGGUUUCUGGGACCCCAUCGGCUUUACUGCCGACGGUGACGUGGACGCGUUCAAACGCCGACGCGCCACCGAGCUGAAGCAUGGCCGAAUUGCAAUGCUCGCCACCAUGGGCUACAUGACUCCAGAGAUCACGGGCAAGUUCCCGGGCUACUUGUCCCCAUCCAUGGACCUGAAGUUCGAUGACAUCCCGAACGGCCUUGCGGCCAUAGGAAAGGUGCCAGCGGCGGGUUGGGCGCAGAUUUUGGCCUACAUGGCCUUCUGCGAGAUCUCCCAGAAGCAGGACCCUGGCACUGCUGCCUAUGAUGGCGACUUCGGCUGGAAAGUAAUCACUUCCACCGACCCGGAAAUCAAGAAAAGAAAAUUGAACUCGGAGAUUGCCAACGGACGCCUGGCCAUGAUGGGCAUCAUCGGUCUCUUCUUCCAGGACGGAAUCACCGGAUCCCCUUGGGGCUACUGGGCCGGCAAUCCCGCCUCCUUUUGGAAGGCAUUUGAGAACGAGCUUGGCGUUCAGGCGCCUGUUGGCUUCUGGGACCCCGCUGGUUUGAGUGCUGAUGGCAGCGUCGACAACUUCAAGCGCCGCCGCGCAACAGAGCUGAAGCACGGACGCAUUGCCAUGCUUGCGACCAUGGGCUACAUAACGCCAGAGAUCACCGGCAAGUUUCCGGGCUAUUUGUCCCCAUCCGCCGGAUUGAAAUUCGCCGACAUCCCCAACGGCCUGGCUGCGAUCUCCAAGGUUCCUCAGGCAGGAUGGGGCCAGAUCCUCCUGUACAUGGCCUACUGCGAGGCCUCCCAGACGCAGGAGCCCGGCACCGCGGCCUACGCCGGUGACUUCGGCUGGAAGGUCCUGACCUCAAGCGACCCUGCUGAGAAGACCAAGAAGCUGAGCGCCGAGCUGGCGAACGGCAGACUU
This is a messenger RNA of Symbiodinium pilosum, 1161 nucleotides long. NCBI's taxonomy places the organism in Eukaryota, Dinophyceae, Suessiales, Symbiodiniaceae. The record is from the annotation of a GenBank genome assembly.